Messenger RNA from Archocentrus centrarchus (flier cichlid), 1645 nucleotides. It is a transcript of the gene hint3, whose product is annotated as histidine triad nucleotide binding protein 3. The transcript has 5 exons. Lineage: Eukaryota; Metazoa; Chordata; Actinopteri; Cichliformes; Cichlidae. The record is from RefSeq and is a predicted model, not a curated record. Gene Ontology annotation, molecular function: catalytic activity. The coding region runs from base 10 to 570 and encodes 186 amino acids.
ACGAGCUCGAUGACCUCUUGGAUCGACUUCGCAUGUCUGACUGUUGACAGCUCUUGUGCAACAAUGGCCGAAGUCAAGGAUACGCAACCUGCUCCUGUUGAUGUUUCCAAGAGCGCUAGCAGCAGCGUGUCAGCUGAAGGAUAUGAUAAGAAAUGUAUUUUCUGCAGGAUUGUAAACCAUGAAAUGGGCACAGAGCUUCUUCACAAUGAUGAAGAGAUCUCAUGUUUCAGAGAUAUCAAACCUGGAGCACCCCACCAUUACCUUGUUGUCCCAACCAAACAUGUAGGCAACUGUAAAUCCCUCACCAAAGAACAUGUGCCUUUGGUGAAGCAGCUGGUUGAGAAAGGGAAGGAUAUCCUGCAAAAAAACUACGUAAUGGACCUCAGUGAUGUCAGGUUUGGUUUCCAUUGGCCCCCAUUCUGUUCUGUCACACACCUCCACCUUCACGUCCUGGCACCUGCCAGUCAAAUGGGCUUCAUGUCCCGUCUCAUCUACAGACUCAACUCGUAUUGGUUUAUCACAGCAGAUCAGCUGAUUGAGCUUCUCAACUCUAAAGGAGAGACAAACUGAUCACCUGGAUCCUCUUCUUGCCAUACUUGACUGUGCUGAAGUACUUUGCUGACUGUUUGGCCCCAGCUAACGACAGUAUUUUAAACAGCUGAUAUGCCUGCGUGAGAAUUUGUAUAUAAAGCAGUAUGAGUAGUAAAAGCUUGAAUGGAGCCAAAUCUUUUUUUUUUUCUUCCCCUCGUUAAAAAAAUGUCUCACGAAUGGUGUAUGAACACUGGACAAAAGACAAAGAGAGUCAAAUCUACGUAAAUCUGCUCUGAUAAAAAUCUAAUUCACUUCAGGGACCAAGGAGGAUGCUAAACAUUUUGAAUUCCUACAAAAUGGAAAGGUGUGUUCAUUAUCAUCAAGUUACAGAAAUGCUUCAGUACUGCCUACUUCCUGUGUAGGGGACCAUAUAGUGAGCUCAGUGAUGAAAGUCAAAACAUGACUGGCGACACUACUCAGGUUAAUUAUGUCAUUAUUUUUGCAUUAUCAAUAUGUAACAGAUUGCUGGCUAAAAACGAAUGCUGACAUGAAUGUUUGUGGUAAAUACAUAUUGUGCUAAGUGUAUUUUACCAAAUUAAUGUGAUGUGGUUCUCUCUUUCCUUUAAGAUGACUGUAAUUUGUCCUUCGGCACAAUGCAUGAUGGUAGACUGUGGAUUCUGACCACUGGUUGUAUGCUACCUUUUGCGAGGCAUUAAAGUGUCCUAUAUUGGCUACAGUAAUACUCACUAACACAGAGAGAGCAUUAAAAAUGACAAACUCACUAUAAAGUCCACUAUAUAGUGAGUGAUCUGUGAUUUCAGACUUCUCACAGGCUGUUUGAGUUUCUGUCUUGCACAACUGCUCUCAUGCUACGUAGGUCUGCUCUGAUGCAUGCAGAAACUCUCCAAGAAAAAAUGAACGUUUGCAUAAUUCAUAUAAUGAUAUAUGUCAGUCAUGUAUAGACUGAUGAUUUCGGCUGUGUUGUUUUUGCACUAAGCUCAGAGUAUAUGAAAGCCACUCAGUAAUCCUCUGACGCUGAAAGUAAAGUACAUUUACUUUGUUCUUUGUGACCUCAAUAAGCACUGAAGUACAAUGGGGGUAUUCAAUGUUAUGU